AUGAAACAACUUCCUCCUCAAUUCGUUUCCAUCUUGGCCAUCUAUUGCUUCUGCAUGCUACAGAUUCCCUCCUCAGGAUUUCCUCGACCUCUAGCUGAUCCUCCAGAUGACUUGGAUAUCAUGCAGCUUGAGUGGCUGGCAUAUGGGGCAACUCUUUCUUGGCAAACUAAGCACUACUCCAGAACUCAGGAGCCAACACAUCCAGUUAAAAGUGGGUUUCCGCCGGUGCGCCCGUUAAUGCGCCUGGCCACGCAGCUCGCCAACCGAAAGAUGAAAAGAUUUCAGCAGCAGCGCGAUUCGAGGACUGAUGCAGGAGAUUUCACCAAGAAGGAUCACACUGCCACCUUGGGACGACCAUUUUUCCUUUUCAGGAAGACCUAUAACAAAAGAGAUGCUGUGGUGGGCUCAGCAGAUGAAUGGCAGUUCCCUUCUUCCCCAGGGAUGAAGACCUAUUCUGGCAACCAGGAAAUUUCAGAUCUCAUCCUCUUUGGGUCUGUGUUGCAGAAGAUCCAUACUGGGGACAAACUUGGGAGUGGCAGCAGCCUGGCAUGGGACCACCUUCCAGCACCCACUCCCCACUAUCAGUACGUACAGCUCCUACUCUGUAAGGAGGACCCAGGUGGAGCAAUCAGUCAAGAGUGA
Molecule: messenger RNA, 642 nt
Organism: Puma concolor (puma)
Lineage: Eukaryota; Metazoa; Chordata; Mammalia; Carnivora; Felidae
Source: RefSeq, a predicted model, not a curated record